UCUGCCAUGGCAGCAAUAUUACUGCUGAGGCACAUUAAAAAAGUUUAGAACUUACUUUUUUAAUGAAAGUCUAGGCAAAGACAUGAAGUUGAAGAAUCAUCUAAAAAAGGUUUAUCAGUGAGAAUGUCCUGCUGUGUUAUCCUAAAUCAGGCACACUGGGAGGAACUACAGAGAUGGUAUCUUUAAAUGUAGAAACUCGGUCACAGUUUUUUAAACCACUAAUGCAUAAUGGCGUCGCAGUGAAGCAGAUAGGUUCACUUCCCUUUAUUUUACCCAUCAACCAGCUCUACACUGCCCAUCCCCUGCUGAAGAGGAUGGGUGUGGCUGCAGAGUCACAUUACACUCAAAUUACAGACCUGCUCAACAGGCCCCUCACCCACUCCCUCUGCACCUUCAUUGGUUGGUUGAGACCAAACCGCUCAACUCAACCAGCCUGUUUCCUGCAGGCAAAUACUUUGUCAAAGAGGAAAUGACAUCACAGGACCAGGACUUACCACAAAAACACUGAAAACAGAUGAGGACCAAACGACUAUCAGAUGUCCUGUGACUCCGAGGAGCACACAGUUCAGCCUCUGUUACAAAAUACCUGUGAGGAGAAACAAUCCGGCCAUAAAACGACAGCUUUUGGAGCGACACUGUGAAGUAUGUCUGCUGAACACACAGAGACCCGGGGAGACACUACAUGUCAGAGUGGAGCUGGUGUUUUUUUCUCCAACCCUUGGAUGAGUGACUUUGAAUCAGACUGGUCCCCGAUUCAUGAUGCUGCCUUUAAUGGACGUGUCCUCGCUCUGCAGAGACUCAUUGCUCAGGGUACAUGUGUGAACCUGAACACUCUGGACCAGGUUUCUCCCCUUCAUGGAGCUUGUUUACAAGGCCACGAGUCCUGCGCCAAGCUUCUGGUGGAUAAUGGGGCAAAUGUUAACAGUUCAACAGUGGAUGGACAAACUCCCCUGUCUGAAGCUUGUGCCCGAGGCCAUGUGACCUGCGUAUCGCUGCUCCUUCAACACGGAGCGACUCCCGUGGGGACCAGCCAGACCAGCUCUCCGAUCCACCGGGCUGCAGCCAAAGGUCAUCCAGAGUGCAUCAAGUUGCUUGUUCAGCACGGAGCUGAUGUGGAUCAGUGUAUCGACCAAUCAGGGUUCCCUCUGCAUACCGCCUGCUCCAAUCAGCACCUGGGUACUGUGAGGAAACUGCUUCAACUUGGUGCCAGUGUGAACAGCUGUGCAUCUGGUGACUCGCCGCUGCACAUCGCUGCCCGUCUGUCCAGCCCUGAGAUGGUGUCGGUCCUGCUUGACCACGGGGCCGAUCGAUCCCUCAGGAACUCGGAGGGCAAACAGCCACUGGACCUUGCGCCUCCCAACAGCCUGGUGGAGAGGCUGUUGAGACAAGCAGGAACAUCUCCCUUAAUGCAGCUGUGCCGGCUGAACAUCAGGAAAACUGUGGGCAAGCAGAGAUUGGGUGGGAUUCACGACCUUCACCUUCCCACAGAAGUGAAACAGUAUCUCCUCUACCAAUCAGACCCAGAGGCAGUCUCAUCUAAUGCACAGAGGAGCUCAGACUCUGAGCAUUUCACUUCUAGGUCAGUAGGGGGUGCAGUUGCAUAAUCUUCCAUGGCUCAUGGUUGUGGUAGUCAUUAACUCAAGACCUCUGUAAACAAACUCUCAAAUUCUCAUGAUCAGUCCGGACUUUAUGUGAACGCUUACAGCGAGUUUUAAUCAUUAAGUAUUCAUAAACCAAAUACAUACAUAUUUAAAAUGAGAAUAUGCUAAUAAAUGCUGCAUAAUUAAUGUAAAAUAAGGUACUGAAACAAUAUUUGUUAGAUUGCACAAGCCUCUGCAUUCAGCCGAUGUAGUUUUGUUAUUUAAAAUUGAAUCUAUGUCUAAGAUACUGCUGUAUUGAUUUUUCUCCCCCUUCAGACCUACACUAGAUAAACUCUCAUGUGAAAUCUUGUUCAUGUCCGCUAUAAUUCAUCCCUAGAAUGUUCCUGGAAACGGCUCAGCAUGUUUGGCUCUUGCAGGGUAUGUAGUAAUUUUUUUUCUGAGGGCAAAAAAAACAACAACAACCUGUUUGUAGAUCAGCUGAAAACACACAGUAGAUAAGUCACCUCCACCUAAUAAAAAGUCACCUUAAAAGUGUCCUUGAAUUUGAACACAUCAACAGAGAGACUGGAAUGAUAUUAUUGAUAUUUACCAACAAGCAUGGUCAUCAUGGAUAUGGACGAUGACCUUGGUACUUAAAAAUGAAUUAUUGAUAUCAUGGUAAUAAUACACAUAUGAUAAUACUGUAUAAAUAAUUCAGCACCUCUUGAAUCAUAUCCGUUUCAUUCAGUUCUCGCUUUUUCUCACCCCUGGGUUGCCUUUUUUACUAUCCACCAGGUGUAAUUGCUCCUUCUGUAUCAUUUUGUACACCUCCCUUAAAUUAUUUUUGACUAAUUUAUUAAGAUAUAUAUAGAAAAAGAGACAAAAUUCACAGUAAAAACAGUUAAAGAUUAAUUUGACUGAAAGCAUUAUUAUUAUUUUAUAAAAACAUUGUAAUAAUAACAUUAUCGUGAAUUCUUUUGGCAUGAAUCCUUUGUCAUGCUCUUUGGAUAAGUCAAGGUAACAAGUAACUAUGACUCAGCAUCCAACGCACACAAACCACUUGAGGUUUGAGUCACUAAAAACGCUUUAUCCUUCUCUCCCCUCAUCAAGAAUAAAUGUUCCACUGUAGUGUUUCUGGAUUCCUCUAUGAUGCCUCUGAUAAAAAGCACCAAUGACACAUUAUCAAAUACUGAUUCACAUAGUGAGUGUGGCUAUUUAAGACAUGCGCUGUAUUAUUUUCUUACAGAUUAUGUUUAAAAACUGACAUUAUAUGUAUCAGCAUAUGCACUGUGUGUGAAGAACUGCGUAUUUUCACUCAGUGUAAACACAAAGAAUCGACUGUUAUGGGGUUGUGGUUGGGACACAGGAUGUGUUGAGAUAUUAUGCAAACAAGUUUCCCCAGAGUCUUAAGAGUACAUCUGAAAAACAAGACGGGCACAGCACAAGGAUAAAGCAUGAAAGUGAACAGGGAGUGCACAGAGUAGUAUUCAUUGUAUAAAUGAGUACAUUAUAACCCAGUUACAUGUUUUUCCUUAACGCUCAGUUGAGUUGAGGACAGUCCUACAUCAACAAAAUAACAUCUGCAAAGCUCCAUUUCUCAGAUGGACUUAAGGAAGAGCAUUUAAAUGAAGAAUCAGGCAUUUACCCUAAAACUUCAAUUAGUAGCCCGGGCUUUUAUUUGCUUAAAUCACUAACAAAUAAAUUGUUUAUUUGAACCAGUACGAAUAUAACUUGUAUAGGAAUUAGACUUCGACUUCUUAUCAGAUUACAACACCCAGUAUACCUAUACAACACCACAUCUUUUGAUCGGUGGACCCUUACGGACUAAAGAAACAUAAAUAACCUUUCGUGUAAUUGAGGAAGGGAGUUACCACUUGUUUUGUCGUCAUGCCGGAAAAUCUAAAUGACUUACGGCCUUCUCUGGUGCUCGUGGUUUCAGUAAAAUGAACUCCCCAAUGGCAGUGGCCCCUGAGCAGGCCAAUGCACCAUGCCACACUGCAAACAUCCCUCAGGAACGGUCCAAGAAAUGUGACAAAGACCUCAAAGUGUCAACCUGGCCUCCAAAUUCCCCAGAUCCCAAUUGAAAUGAGCAUCUGUGGCACGUGCCAUUAACCCACCUCACAACCCACUUGGACUAAAUGGAUGUGCCGUCAACACACUCCUAGAGAUCCUGUGUCCGAUCCAAGCAGGCCCCACCUUGAAUUAGGGGUACAUCUGGGGUACCGGCACAUCUCAAGAAUCCUUGAGCUGAUGGGGACCUCGGAAAUUUAGAAGCAAGGUCGACACCUUGAGCUUUUUGUCACGCUCCACAGGCCAUUUCUGAACAGUUUUUGUAGUGUGGCAUGCUGCUUUUUUCUGCUGCCAUUGGGGAGGACUGUUGCCAUGAGGGGGGUACUUGGUCUGCAACAGUGUUUGAGUGGUUGGAACAUGUCAGGUGGUAUCCACAUGAACGCCAGAACCAAAGGUAGUAUUUGUCUGAAUGUGUAGAUACACCAGGCUGGUAAAAGGGACUGGGCAUUUAAUUAUAACUAGGCUUUUCACUGAAGUACUGAUUUCAUGGUAAUCAUUUGUUUAUCCGCCACCUGAAGCAAGAACAUGUAAUGCAAAGUAGGUCUGUCUUUUUUUUCCUGAUUCCCUCAACAGUUUUGUCCACACAAGUCAAAUAAAUAUAUAUCGAGUGUGAUGCGAGGCAUCAUUGGUGAUGUUUCCAAAGCGCCUAGCAGCCUGUCAGCUGUCACCAUCCUUACCCAAAACUCUUCAAGGGCUCGCUGACCCCACGACCCGUGUGUUUGUCUGUGCAUAUAGCCAAUCAUCGGGGCUGACAGAGCCCAUAAGGCAGAAAACAGGUUUAGCAUAAAUGGAGAAAAGCCAAAAAGAUAGUGGAAAGAAACCUUUUCAGUAUGGUUUACUUAGUAUGAAUCAUAACCUUUUUACCACACAGUUAUGGGAGCUGAGUAAUGUUCACCACCACUGUAAUAAAAGCCUUGAUUUCAACAGGUCAUUUACAGAGAUGAUGGAAAGUGAAGCGUGCCGUACUGUAGUUUCCCAACAUCUUCUCCAUGGUGACAAAAGUAACAGAUGCUCAACACCCACACCCUCCUCGUUAAAUGCAGCACUCAUCGACUUUCCACCAACUCCUCUGUCCCAAUUUACCACUUGAACUUAAUCAUCGCUCUCCUCAAACAUCCCAUGAGCGCCCGGGGGCCAGCCGCACAUUGAACCGGGUUUCGAUUUAACUGGAGUUUAAUGUUAAAUCAAUACCGUGGAGGAGCUUGUGACUCCUGAAAGCUGCCAGGGAAGACGUACAGUGCCCCUCCGUAAGUAAUUACUGACAAACAGGCAAUCAGGUGAGACAAGCCUGUCUGGGAAUCAGUGUCACAUGACCGCUCAAAUAAUUUCCCACUCCAGCCAUUAUGGCAUCACUGAUGGUUGUGUUGUGUUCGGCCGGGCGCAGCGCGGUGUAUCUGAUCGACUUCCUGGGUUCAGUCAGGUGCUGCGUGGCACUCAGAUGCACUUAAAAUCAGCCCACCUAUGUGUGAUACCAAAGCUUUUACUUUUAGUCUCAAGAGGCAAACACUCCAUUAACCCCCAUCCUUUUUUUUAUGCAUAUGCACUCACUACCCAAAUAGCGCAAAAUGCAUUUUUUAGUAAGACUUUAAGUGAAACACAUAAUGCAAGUUUUACAUCCAGCACACAUGCUCGCUUAAAACCAAUUCCUUCAACAAACAACUAUUAAUGGAGCGGCUUUAUAAGAACCAUAUGAGGGGCUGCCACUAAAAUAGAAUGAUUUACAGAACAAGCAAAGCAAUGCAAUCUUCAGGGGAAUAAACAUUUCGCGGCGCCCGAAAGCGCCCAGUGUUUAUAAUCAACGCAGGAUUAGUUUACCCGUUAUUGCAUGAGUCAUUCUAAUCAUCCCUCGCAUGCGAGCAGCCACCACCUACUGCGAACAAGCUGCAAAUGUUGACGCCAGACAACCCUUGUGCGCACAUAUCUAAUAACCCAAUUGUGAUCAUUCCUAGUGUGGCAGCUUGCGUCCUGAUUGCUCCGAGCUGGAUCUUGUUAUAGAUAUCAGCGCUUCCCACUAAGCUACAAGUGGGUUGUGCCAUGUCCUUGUACUCACCAGUAAUUGCUUUGGUAUUUUUAGUUUGCUAGUGUCGGGGUAAUUAAAACAAAUAGAGGAGAUAGUAGAGACAGAGAUCUCUUGUGGCUCCUUGGUCUGAGUGUGGAGAGGUUUAGUAAGGUCAUACAUGGCAAUGUUUUCAAUUAGACACCUCUGUACUAAUGAGGGUUUAUUAGAGAGCGUGGA
Messenger RNA from Epinephelus fuscoguttatus (brown-marbled grouper), 5886 nucleotides. Its product is annotated as ankyrin repeat and SOCS box protein 9-like. Gene Ontology annotation, biological process: positive regulation of protein catabolic process; protein ubiquitination; intracellular signal transduction. The transcript is spliced from 7 exons. NCBI's taxonomy places the organism in Eukaryota, Metazoa, Chordata, Actinopteri, Perciformes, Serranidae. Gene Ontology annotation, molecular function: protein binding. Bases 645 to 1604 code for a protein of 319 amino acids. The record is from RefSeq and is a predicted model, not a curated record.